ACCUAUGGAGAUAUAAACAGAUCAUUUGAGAAUAACACAUUUAAACAUUAGAUGUACUUUUGUGAUGUACGAUGUCAUAUGAAUGUAAUACAAUGUUAUAGGAAAUGUACAAACGUACUUCUCUUCUCUUACUUUGAAAGAGGGCCAAACAGAACUGUUUAACCUGAACUGCAGGGUGAUAGACUUCAUCCACAGUUUGAAGGAGAGAUGUUGUCUGGAUUCUCAAGACUGUGUGGAUCUGAUGGACAGGACAGGGGAGCUGGUGAACCUGAGUGAAAAGGAGAAGAGCAUGGAGCAGGCCAGCAGUCUGAUGAAGGAGAGGCACAGCUAUGUUCUCAUACGCAUCUGCAGUGAUGGGACUGAAGAGCAGAAGUAUGUGCCACUCCUAAAUGACCUUGGCAAGAGCCAUCCCGAGUUAGCAGAGGUCCUAAAGAAGCUGUCCAACCCCUGUAAGGAGGGGGUGAAGGGUGGUCCCUCAAGGAAAGGCUCUGUCAACCAGAUCCGGCGCAAGCCCACUGCUGGAAACAAGAAGAGCCAUCCUAGAAGACUUAAAGAUAUGAAGAAAGGAGAGGAAGAAGGCUGAAAAAGAUGGUGAUGGACAUACAUGUGUAGAAAGCUGUGGACCACAUACAUGUAAUUGUGUUGGUGCUGUGGUUCUCUUCACUUUAAUUAUGUUUUACUUACGUAAAUUUAGGUUGAUAAAUUAACAUUCCCACAUAUCCCUGGGAAAAUUAAGAAUGGUAUUUGCAUGUAGCUUGUCUCCUGUAUGUACUAGAAGCUGGUAUUGGCCCAGAAAUGUUUUUUUUACUAAUCUAGGAUUAUUUGGCUGAGUUAACACAGACAGCCCAAUUAUAGGUAAAAGAGAAUUGGACUGCCUGUGUAAACUGCAGCCUAAUGUGAGAAUUAGACUAUAUGGACCAUUGAACUUAUUAAAGGCAUAUAAAUGUA
Messenger RNA from Salvelinus sp. IW2-2015, 948 nucleotides. RefSeq lists its product as uncharacterized. The record is from RefSeq and is a predicted model, not a curated record. NCBI's taxonomy places the organism in Eukaryota, Metazoa, Chordata, Actinopteri, Salmoniformes, Salmonidae.